CAACACUACGGAGCAAGCAAGGAGAAGACGUUUUGCUUUCGUUCGCUCAAGUUGUGUUGAAGCGCAGUCAGUUCGCCUCGCAGUGAAUGAGAAAAGCUUAAAAACAGAGCUCUCAAUUCCGUCUCGGUCUCGGCAAGUUGCGGAACGGGGAAGGAUCCCUACAGCCAGUGCUAGAAGAAAAGAUGUGCGACGUCGUCGUCGGUGGCGUUUAAAAUUCUGUGGAAAAUUUUGGUGUGUUUUGAGGACAUCGGUUCUACUGUCGGGAACGGGUGCAAGAGCUAUCCUGCAUCCCGGAUUGCGGAGGUUUGCUAUCGAGUCCGGUCCCGAUCUGCGGCGAUUGAGAAUUGUUCCAGCUAAUGUCAUAACAACGAAUGUGGAAAACUAAAGCUUUGUACCCCAUGCACUGAAACUGUGAUAACGUUUAAAAUUAGCUGCGCCGCAGUAUUCUUUCGGUAGUGAUUAUAGUGAACCCGUGAGCGGGAAACAGUCCGGUUAUGCAUAGACCGUCGCCAGUGAAGCUGCUGCUGUAUGCACGCCAGUGAAGCUACGCCCAUUGCGGAAGAACCGGGUGACCUGAAGUAGUGAAGUGGCCGCACCGCGAACGAAAUUCACCGCCCGGAGUGCGUGUGUGGUUUCAAGCAUUUCGUUAUUCGACCAUGUCGGAGCAUGAGAACAAAUAUCAGGUCUAUAUCUAUCUGAAGGAAUGCUUCAUCGACGUUCCGGUUCGGGAGGGCGACACCUGCGAAGAUCUGUGCACCAGUUUGUGCCAGCAGUACGGGAUUGGGCCGUUGGUUCAGCUGCUGUUGGGCCUUCGGAUACACGACGAGCCAUGGUUCCUGGCGCCGAGCGCCCGGCCCCAAGCCGGCAAAAAGUACGACUUUCGCGUACGGUUCAAGAUUCCCAAACUAUCCAACCUGAAAACGCUGGACCGAGCCCUGUUCAACUACUACUACUACCAGUUGCGGCACGACCUCCUGCAGAGCAAAAUCGGCGAAAUCGCGUACGACGAGUACAAGAACAAAAUCCUGGGCUACGUCGUCAACGACAUGUACCGCAAGAUGGUCGAGGAUGGCGUCAGCGUGAGCGAGCUGGAGCGCACCUACAAGGAGUACAUCCCGCGGAAGAUCAACAAAGAGCACUCGCUGCUGUUCUUCAACUGGGCCCGGUCCAAGGUGUUUAACUCGCUGAACCAGAUCCGACACAAGGACCACGAUGUGGACUAUGUAAAAAGUGUAUAUAUAGACGAUAUCGAUAACAUUGCGCCGUGCUACCUGUACGAGGAAUACAGCUGCAGCAUACCGUAUCCGCGGGACGAUGGCAUAACGAAACCGGGAAAGUGUAAGGUCAAGGUGAAAUUCGUCCCGUACGGUCAGAGCCGGUCGUCAAAAAGUGCAAAGUCGGGCAAGAAUGGGCAAAAAGUUGACAGCGAAUCGCUGCCGGGACUGAAGGUGUUGUAUUCGCAGGAGUGGAGGCACGUGGCGAAUAUCGAUGAAAUUUUUACUAUACUAGUAGAUAAACUUACGGUGGAUAUUUCACUGAAGGAUCAACCGAAUCUGUACUCAAUAGACUUUAGCAGUCAGACUGAAUUAGAAUCGUUCGUAACGUGUUUAGCUGGUUAUUAUAGAUUAAUGUGUAAGUGGACUGUGUAUCUGUGUAAACCCCAUCUGUCCUCACCAACCUUGAAUAGGCUGACGGAGCUAAAAUGCCAUGGCCCUAUCGGAGGAAAAUACUCCUACCGUAAAAUAGCGGAAAAGAAUAGCAGCGUCGGUGCUAACAUUGUUCGUCAAUGCGAAAACCACUACGACACGUACUACGUAGAUAUUCUGGAGCGCGAGAACCAAAUGAAAACUUAUAAGCUCACCUACACGGACAGUCGAUGGCAUGUGCAUCGAGGACCCGGCGAAGUAACAGCGUACGACGAGCUGCUCGACGCACUGCGCAAUCUGAAUCCCAAAAUCAAGAAUCUGUACCGUCUCUCGCCGACGGAGCACGACAAGGCGCCGAAUCUCCUACUGUGCCAGCCAGAGAACGACAUGACGUCCAAGAAGCUGCUUCGGGACGCCGGAGAAAUGCAACAGGUCCGUCCGCAGAUUGUGAACGCUGCCAAGGAGCUGGCGAUCAACAGAAAUGCGUUGAAGAACGAAGGUGAUGGCUUCUUUGAGAGGACCAGAGCUGAACUUUUCCUACCGAACAAUACCAAAAUGGAAGUGACUCUGAAGUUGCUGAAAAACGACAAGAAAGACGAGUUUCUGAGUGAUUUUCUCCAGUUGGUGGACUUUUGGGCGAGCAUAGACUGCAGGAAUAUCAUUAAGCUAUACGGGGUGGCGUUGUUUAAACCGGUUGCAAUGGUGCUUGAAAGUUCUCGAGACGGUCCGCUAGAUGAGUUCCUUCGUCGACAUAAAUUCGUAUCGUUCUCGUCUCUGAUCGAUGCGGGACACUCGCUAGCCUGUGCUCUCUAUUAUUUACAAGAAAAGGGACUCGUUCACGGACGGAUAAGGUGCUCAUCGAUGCUGGUAACGUCGUACGACCGAAACGAGAAUCGAUUGAUUGCGAAGCUGGGUGAUCCGGGAUUGCGACAGCAGCAUCAGUACACGGUGAAGGAUCUGUUGUGGAUACCAAUUGAGUACCACGAGCUGGGACAACGGGAAGUGCAAUUAUUGAAGCAAGACCUGAGGGCAGACAUUUGGGCCUGUUCGACAACGUUGUGGGAGAUUUUUAGUCGCGGUAAGCGGUUAACGCCUCGCAAUGCUAAGGAGUUUAUCGCAUCCGGUCGAAGGUUGAAGGCUCCGUCGGAGUGCGAACACAUUAAAGAGAUCUACCAGUGCAUGUACUACGGGUGGAUGGUUGAUCCGGAUAAAAGAUUCGCCCCGCAGAUGAUCAUAUCAAAGUUGGUGCAAGCAAAACAAAGAAAGCAUUACUGUGAGAUACCGCAAAGCGGUAUGAUGAACGGAACAACGAAUACAACGAAUGGUUUUUACUCACAUCAAAGUAUAAAUUCUAUUGAGACAGAUUCCACUUUACUAAACUCUCGAACAGACAUGUCCAACUCAUCGUACGUGAGCAAUUGCAGUGACGGCGACGCUGGAAGCAAUGCAUCGAGCGAAUGCAGCUCCCAGCCGCUCAUCUCCAACGGAGGCUCUAGUCAUUACAGCGCCGGUUCGCACAGUGGUUGGGGACAGGCCCAGGCCGAGAGCUUCCUGUACGACUGUCCGGACUUCAUCGAGCUAUCCAAUGGCUCCAAGGUGAUAUUCCAGGGCGAGCUUGGUCAAGGACACUACGGUAAGGUUUACUGCGGGUGCAUCGAUGACGGCGAGAAUCAGAUACAGGUGGCACUGAAGACCAUCUAUCCGAUCAGCCAGAUGGAUGCGGAGAUAGCGAAAAAGGACUUCCAGCGGGAAGUUUCCAUCAUGAAGAAGCUCAAUCAUCGGAACAUUGUUAAGCUGAUCGAUUUCAUCGACGAGAUUAACAAACUGGUUGUGAUCAUGGAGUUCAUGGAGAAAGGCUCACUGCUGGAUUUUGUGAGCUACAACCGUCACAAUCUAACCAAACUGAAUUUGCUGCGGUUUUCCAAGGAUAUCGCGAAUGGCAUGAAUCAUCUGUUCGAGAAGAAGAUCAUUCAUCGCGACUUGGCGGCUCGAAACAUUCUCGUGCAGAGUAUGGACUGUGUGAAAAUCUCCGAUUUCGGUCUAGCGCAGGUGACCGACGGGGGCAAUUACUACAUCGCGCAGAACAGUCGGGAUCUGCCCAUCAAGUGGUACUCGCCGGAGACGUUGAAAACCAUGAAAUACUCUUUCAAGUCGGAUGUGUGGUCCUUCGGGGUGACACUGUUCGAAAUGUUCACGUACGGUGAGACACCGUUCCCCGAGCUGGAAAUUCGGGAUGCCGAGCAGUUGUUUGACUUGCUUACGGUGCAAAAAAUCAGGCUGCAACUUACCGAUCAGGAUCGGGAUGUCCAGGAACAGUUGAUGGAACCGUGCUUCAUUCUUGACUCUCACCAGCGUCCUACAUUUGUGCAAUUAUUAGAAAAAAUCGAACAGCUUAUCGACCAAUAUGGUGAAUCAAUUGAACUGCUUAAUUGAAUAAGGGAAGAUAAAAGUCAUAUACAUAUACAAUUAGCAUGAACGAAAGUUACUUAUGGAAAAGCACAGCCACAUAAGCGCAUUUGAAGGAAUACAGUUUUUAAUGUGUUCCGCACACCGUAACUGUGAACGUUAAAAGGUUUCGCGUAGUGAAAACAAUUUAUGCUAAGCAUCUUAGGGCAUCAAAAUUGAAACUGAAUUUGAGCACUUCUAGGUUAGGCAAUUGUAUUUUUAUCAAAACCUGUUUUAGCUUCCUACUUUUUUCGGAUACGUACUAGAAACAGAUUUUAUGCUUCAAGCCAGCAGGCGCCAGUCAUAUUUUACGGCAAAAUGCUCUUUUUAAAUUGUUAAGAAAUACGUGUUAUAGUGCAUAUAUUGUUUAAGUCCUACAAAAAUUCCUUCCACGAGGAAAAAUCUCACCUGAAUAUUAAAACUAUUGUUGCCGAUCUACCUACUACUGUAAAUAAAUAAAUAUUUGUAGCUCAAAUCUUAAACAUUUUGAAACAAACUACCGAUCUGUUCGAUAUAAAAGAAUUGCACCCGUCUUAAACUGUGGAUAAGUGUCUUAACUGUUAAAUUAAAUUCUAGCGCUAAGCCAAACUUGACUUUUUGACAAGUUUCGAUCCGUGGGUGGAUCACACGACGAAGACAAAUUUUAGUAUAAUAUUUCUGCGCUACAUGUGCGAGUGAACCUAAGAUAUAUUCUCAAAGUGCCACACUAGAUGAGGUCGCUUCGGUUUCUUCUUAAAAAAAAAACCCUUCCUCAUUUAGACCUGUCGACGAUUGACUGUGUUCCAAAUUAUAUUCAUUGUAUUCAAUUCUAUAUUCAUUUGAGAAAAACCAAAUAGUCAUGUUGUAUGGUGCAGAAAUUCUUCGCAUAUUGUGACGAUUGCAAACGAUUUGAAAUGGCCUUCGUUAGUUAUGAAAUAUUUAACAAAAUACUAAACUAUUAGCAUUUUGAUAAGCUUACUAAAUUAGGUGCAACUAGAACCCUGUUCUUGAUAGUUUAAUAUUAGAUAUAUUUAUCUGAUUUGCCAACUUUUUUCUAUUGCUUGAAGAUUUAUCGGAUAAAGCACACAUCAGCCCAAGAUGAAUACAGUACUAGGUGUUCCAAUCUGCCAAGUUUGUGGAAGAGAAGAAGGCGGGGGUGAAAAAUUCAUUUUCGGUGCAAAACAUAAACAAACCAGCGGGCUCUCCCAUACUAAAAUCCAAGAUGGCUGAAUCGUGAAUUUGGCAGAUUGGAACACCUAGUGGUGUAUUCAUCUUGCAUCAGCCAAUUCAAGGGGAAACCUGAUCUCCAAUAGUAACAGUUUAAACCAACUAUACAUUCAAGUCUCGUUUGAAUUAGUACACAAAUAGAAGCAAGCAUGAUUAAAUGAUCCUGGGAAAUCAGAAAAAGGAAAUUAAGCAUCUUAUCUAGAAAAGAAGUUGAAGGAACCGAUCAAUUCUUUAAAAUAGGAUGAGAAUAUUUUUAUUUUUAAGAAAAUUUUAAUGGAACCUGAAUUAAGACCAUAAUGACAAGAACCUAAAAAACAAAAAUUGAAGUCGUGAAGUAUUUUUUUUUUCGUUUAGACUCACUGCUUGAAAUCAUAUUAGUGAUAUUAAGGUAUCUGAUAAGUGUUUUUUAUGAAAUGGAUAUAGGUGUACUACAUCAAUGUGACUCUGAAAUUAUACAUACUUAAAAUAA
This is a messenger RNA of Armigeres subalbatus, 5766 nucleotides long. It is a transcript of the gene hop, whose product is annotated as tyrosine-protein kinase hopscotch. The record is from RefSeq and is a predicted model, not a curated record. Gene Ontology annotation, biological process: cytokine-mediated signaling pathway; cell surface receptor signaling pathway via JAK-STAT; protein phosphorylation. The transcript has 14 exons. Gene Ontology annotation, cellular component: cytoskeleton; cytosol. Gene Ontology annotation, molecular function: non-membrane spanning protein tyrosine kinase activity; ATP binding; cytokine receptor binding. Bases 657 to 4079 code for a protein of 1140 amino acids. NCBI's taxonomy places the organism in Eukaryota, Metazoa, Arthropoda, Insecta, Diptera, Culicidae.